Mesorhabditis spiculigera is the source of this 417-nucleotide messenger RNA. NCBI's taxonomy places the organism in Eukaryota, Metazoa, Nematoda, Chromadorea, Rhabditida, Rhabditidae. The record is from the annotation of a GenBank genome assembly.
AUGGACAAAGAUUACGGUAUGUUUUCAUGCCCCCUCCCCGUCGGAGCCGUGAGUUUGGCAAACAUCCCCGAAGAUCAACUUUCGAAAUACGCUGGCUUGUAUGAAUGCUGUAUCCGGGAAUCUCUGGGAAAUGUCUGUUAUGGGACACGACUCAUCUAUGUGAUACCAGACUACCUUGGCAUCCAAGUCAACAACGGAGACGUCAUCGAGCUAAUCAGCCAUCAAUCUGUGGUGCUUCGUCUGGGACUACACGACCCAAAAGAUACGUUCUCAUGCUCGGUCAAUGGCAGCACAACCCCAGCACCCUUGAAAUUCUCGGCUACAAAGCCGUUGCCUGCAGCUGGGCCAUAUUUGGCUGGGAUGCAAAUUAUGAAGCUGAGAUGGAGAAAGCUCAUCGUGGUAUCGGGCUAUGUUUGU